This is a messenger RNA of Enhydra lutris kenyoni (northern sea otter), 5150 nucleotides long. Its product is annotated as UV radiation resistance associated. The record is from RefSeq and is a predicted model, not a curated record. Gene Ontology annotation, cellular component: lytic vacuole; endosome. Gene Ontology annotation, biological process: SNARE complex assembly. Gene Ontology annotation, molecular function: SNARE binding. The transcript has 15 exons. The coding region runs from base 168 to 2267 and encodes 699 amino acids. Lineage: Eukaryota; Metazoa; Chordata; Mammalia; Carnivora; Mustelidae.
UGGCUCUUCCUUAGCCAGCGGCGGUGGCGGACGGAGGUUGGGUAGAACACUCCUGCCUCUCGGGUGGCGGGUUUCUCUGCUGCAGAGACUCGGCUGGUCGAGGAUAGGCGGUGGUGGCGGAUGCCGGAGGAACGCGGGCCCCGCCGCUUGGCGGCCCCUGGAUCAAGAUGAGCGCCUCGGCGUCGGUCGGGGGCCCGGUCCCCCCGCCGCCCCCGGGCCCGGCCGCUUCGCUGCCACCCGGUUCUGCCGCGCGGGCCCUGCAUGUGGAGCUGCCCUCUCAGCAGCGACGUCUCAGACACCUUCGGAACAUUGCUGCCCGGAACAUUGUUCAUAGAAAUGGCCAUCAGCUCCUUGAUACCUACUUCACGCUUCACUUGUGUAAUACUGAAAAGAUAUAUAAAGAAUUUUAUAGGAGUGAAGUGAUUAAGAAUUCCUUGAAUCCAACAUGGCGGAGUCUCGAUUUUGGAAUAAUGCCUGACCGACUUGAUACGUCUGUGUCUUGUUUUGUGGUGAAGAUAUGGGGUGGAAAGGAGAACAUCUACCAGCUUUUGAUUGAAUGGAAAGUCUAUUUGGAUGGGCUGAAAUACUUGGGUCAGCAGAUUCAUGCCCGCAACCAAAAUGAAAUAAUUUUUGGGCUGAAUGAUGGCUACUAUGGUGCUCCAUUUGAACAUAAGGGUUAUUCAAAUGCUCAGAAGAAUAUUCUUCUUCAGGUGGAUCAGAACUGUGUUCGCAAUUCUUAUGAUGUCUUCUCUUUGCUGCGGCUUCAUAGAGCCCAGUGUGCAAUUAAACAGACUCAGGUAACUGUUCAGAAAAUUGGAAAGGAAAUUGAAGAAAAGCUAAGGCUCACAUCUACAAGCAAUGAACUGAGAAAACAAAGUGAGUGCUUGCAAUUAAAAAUUUUGGUGCUUCGAAAUGAACUGGAAAGACAGAAGAAAGCUUUGGGACGGGAGGUGGCAUUACUGCAUAAGCAACAAAUUGCAUUACAGGACAAAGGAAGUGCGUUUUCAGCUGAGCACCUCAAGCUUCAACUCCAGAAGGAAUCCCUGAAUGAAUUAAGGAAGGAGUGUACUGCAAAAAGGGAACUCUGUCUGAAGACGAAUGCUCAGUUGACAAUUCGUUGCAGGCAAUUACUAUCUGAACUUUCCUACAUUUAUCCUAUUGAUUUGAAUGAGCAUAAGGAUUACUUUGUAUGUGGUGUCAAGUUGCCCAAUUCUGAGGACUUCCAAGCAAAAGAUGAUGGAAGCAUUGCUGUUGCCCUUGGUUACACAGCACAUUUGGUCUCCAUGAUUUCCUUUUUCUUACAAGUGCCCCUAAGAUAUCCUAUAAUUCAUAAGGGAUCUAGAUCAACAAUCAAAGAUAAUAUCAAUGAUAAGCUGACUGAAAAGGAGAGAGAGUUUCCAUUAUAUCCAAAAGGAGGGGAGAAGUUACAAUUUGAUUAUGGUGUCUAUCUUCUGAACAAAAAUAUAGCACAGCUAAGAUAUCAACAUGGACUAGGGACUCCAGACUUGAGGCAAACCCUCCCUAACCUGAAAAACUUCAUGGAACAUGGACUAAUGGUCAGGUGCGACAGACACCACACCUCCAGUGCCAUCCCUGUUCCAAAGAGACAAAGCUCCAUAUUUGGAGGUGCAGACGUAGGCUUCUCUGGGGGGAUCCCGUCCCCAGACAAAGGACACCGAAAACGGGCCAGCUCAGAGAAUGAGAGACUCCAGUACCAAACCCCUCCUCCCAGUUACAACUCAGCGCUCACCCAGCCUGUUCCCGCCAUCCCUUCCGCAGGAGAAUCUGAGAGAAAGACAACAUCUCUGUCCUCCUCCUUGGAUACCUCCUUGGACUUCUCCAAAGAAAACAAGAAAAAAGGAGUUGAUUUGGGUGACAGAUUCAACGGCAGUCACGUGGGCAUGAGCACCGGCCAAGAACAAGAAGAAGCCCUCUCCGGGCACGCAUCCACGGUCAACGGCACUCUGCUGCCCGGCGAGCAGGCUGGCUCCUCCAGCGUCCGCCUCCCGGGGGAGUACCACCCGGGGUCCGAGCCUGAGCUCUGCUGUACUGUGGAGCAGGCGGAGGAGAUCAUUGGGAUGGAAGCCACGGGUUUCACCUCCGGCGAUCAGCUGGAAGCCUUUAACUGCAUCCCGGUGGAUAGUGCCGUGGCAGUGGAGUGUGAUGAACAAGUUCUGGGAGAAUUUGAAGAGUUCUCCCGAAGGAUCUAUGCACUGAAUGAGAACGUGUCCAGCUUCCGCCGGCCACGCAGGAGUUCCGAUAAGUGAAGUGAGCAGACGGCCGGUGGGACUGGGACAGAGGCACUGCCUGAAAGGAGGAGAAAGCUGCACUGGUUACCCCCUGGAAUAAUUAUGACAUAAAAUGAGUAUUAAUGGAGGAUAUUCCUCAGCAAAACAGACUUUGUCAGUCAAGGAGGGACUCAGGAUCAUUGUGUAUCAGUGGGCCAGACAAAGUUAGAUUCUGCUUGCAAGAUUUGCUUUCCAGGCCUGACGAUUGUUUUAGGGCAAAAGUCUCACUCUAGCUCGAGUCACCUUAUAGGUAUUUGUCUGCUUUUUAAUUUACACUUCUAUGUUAUCCUCAGAGGGGAGAUGAUAAUAUAUAAAUAAUAUAAUAAACUCACUUUUAGUUUCUCAUAAGCAUUUGCCCUCACCAUAAGUUUAUAAAGCUUGGGAAAACCAAAUAAUCCAAAAAAAGGUUUUCACCAUUUACUGAAAGAUCUUUGACCAUCCAUGAGUUUGGUGAAUAAGAAGCACAAUGGUCUCCUUACACCCAAUCUCCCUGCACCUGCCCCCAGUCACCCCAUCCGCUGCCCCAUCUUCACAGUGGCUGGGUUGUGCACCCAGAAAACUGAGGACCUCAGACUCACUGGUUCUUGAAUGCAGUAGCCAAGACCUCCCACCUCCUCAGCUCAGCCAUAGCUUGGUGUAACCCUCGAAUCAGAGGAGAAACCUCACCUCUGGUAUAUCCCAGGGGACGCUCUAAGGACCCCCCCUCCCCCGCCAAGGUUACAACAGUCAGAUGGCAUCCAGUCCCCUUUGGGAGCCAGAGUUUUUCUGUGGGCAGAUGCUGCAGUCAAAAACCAGGCAAGCUCUCUAGCAACUCACCAGACGGAAAUCCCUAUGUGUCAAUUCCACGCUGACUGGUUAAAUUUCAGUCAGAAAGGAAGGCACUGGAUAUGAUGUAAAAUCUGGAGAGAGUCAGGCUGUCUGACGUGCGGACCACAAGGCAGUCGGGAGAGCUGGGUGAAGAGGCGUAGUUGAGGUGUAGAAACUGCUGGUAUAAUGCAGGUGCGUUCAUAGUAAAUUAUGCUCUUGAAGUCCGAUUUCGUUCCUGGAGCUCAGCUCUCAUUUGCUAUUGCUCUAUACUUUCUAUACCCAAGGACAUUGCCUCAGGGUUGCAAGCUCUUUAAGGAAAAUUUAUGCAUAUAUUCAUGUAUUGUAUAGAAUAAAAACUGAAUUUGCUUCACUUGACCCGAUUUGUUUUUUCCAGUUUCGAAUUUCAUCUAGAACCCGCAUCUCCAUGUUACAUCAGGACAGGGCGAGCCUGAACCAAAAGGGUAGCAGUGUCCGCGCUAAUGUCAACUUGAGUCGACCCGGUUUGCGUGGCCACACAAAAACCCUCACACCUGUCCUGUCCCAUAGCUGCGUCUGUCCCGCGCGACAGCUGAUCUCCUAGCUCUCGUGAUCCUUUUCUUGUAUUGUCCAAGCACCCUUGGGCUCAAGUUCUCAUUGACAACUACAUCGUCAAGCAGAAUAGUUCGUGUUGUUACUUUCCACAUAAAGAGAACUCACAGAAUCCAUGCUUGACAGGCAGACCCGACCUGAAAGCAAUUAAGAGCUUUAACUUGAUCGGGAGAAAUCCAUCUUAUUCCACAGAAAGAGGUGGAACACUUCCAAACCUAACGGAGAAGCCAUCUGUCGAGCCACAGCUUCUUCGCAGAGUACUGUCACUCACGUUAGAGUCCACGAGGGGGAGAUAACCGUGGGCUUGGCUCUCCUUCAGACUAGGCUGUGUAGAGCCCUCCAGGGAACUACCCCCCUCCGCCCCCCCCAAAAGGAAAAGGUUUUGGAAGGACUGUUAGUAUUGCCCAGUGAGAUGCACAUCGCAUGUGGCUCAAGGUCCACAGAGGGGAGUGCACUUUAAACUUCAUGCCAAACUUACAGAUAGGGUACACUGAGGUGCGCGCCCUCCGGCCUGGGUCUUGGCAGCCCCAAGCAGGGGGACCACACGCAGAACACCCCUAGUUACAAUGUUCAUCUCAGGUUCCACACAGCCAGACAGAGCCCGGGGGUCUGGGGCUCUGUCAGUCUCCCGUCUGUGGACUCCCUGAUUCUGGGACCCACAGCUUUGCACCCCCACAGCACGGAGCCCUGUCCCUGAAUGUCCUUAGGCAGCUCAGAACCGGUUACCUUCGAGUCGGCUGGGUCCGCACAGUGCUCAGUGACGUUACACCUCACAGCGCCGCCCCUGGGUUUGCGUUCCUCUGGGCUUUCAGGUGUUCAUUGAGUUCGCUUGGUGCCUCCUGUUUCUGCCUUGCCUUGGGUGGGACCUGCAGUCUCACGUGUCUCCAGGAGGAGCCCGGCUCCACGUUUUCCAAAGCCACAGAGUUCAUUUGGCCUCUUUCAAGUGGCCAAGGCCAAAACAUGAGAUGAGUUACUAUCUCCUACUAAUCUUUUUAAUUAGUCUUUUAAAUCACUAAAGACAAAGAAAAGAAAAGAAAAGAAAUCUGCUCUGAGGAUACAAGCUGAAAUGAAAUUCACUACUAUCCAUGUCGGAACUGCUUAAAGCUCUUUCCGUUUUCAUGUAGCUGCGACCCUUAUAACAGCCAGUAAAUGUUAUCAAAUGAAGAUUUGAUUGUGUUCUCUCUCUCCACUUCCCCUUACCCGCUUUAGAAAUUCCAGAGAUUUUUUCCCCCUCAGAAUAUUAGUUUUGGAAGAUUGUAUCCAGCUAUAUUUUUUUAGCCGUUCUAAUGGUGCCCAUUUAUCCUGACCUAACCGGUUAUUUAAAUAAUUUUUUAAACCACCACCAAUAAUAAAUGGCAUGUGAAACUGAUCUGUUGGUAAUUGGAAGAAAACUCAGCAUCUGUAUUUAUAAAAUAAAAUUGAUUAGUAUUUAUUUUGAGAGUAAAAGUGUAUGUUAUUCCCCUGCCA